AUGAAGUUCAUUGGAGUACUUCUUGUGCUUGCUGGACUCAACACGUCUGUUCUCGCGGAGUUGAACGCGACGAUCCCCGCGGCAUCUAACGCAUCUACUUUCGGAGGUUCUGUCUUAGAACCUGCUGCGAAUCAGCUGGAUGAGCUUGCUAGAAUUGUUACCUGUACUCCUCGCUUCAAACAGCCUGGAGGCCGCAUGAAGCAAUACCAGGUGGAUGUUGGCUAUGCCCAAGCCCAAGCCAAGAAGGGCGGCUUCAGAGAAGGCAGGACCGGAUAUCCCCACCGGUACAAGAACCACGAGCGUCUCGUCUUCGGUACCUACAAUUGUGACAAGGCUCGUGCUCAUCUGAUGGAAUAUCCAAUUUAUUGGAAUGGUAAUGGAAAUGAAUGGCAGAAGGAUGGGGAUAGGCAGAAGCAGCCCGGUCGUUAUACUCCAAUCCGUGUUGUUUAUGCUAACCAAAAUGGCGCACUUAUCUACUGUGGUGUUAUGACGCAUGAGUUUUGGUUCAAGAAUAGACAUGGUGCAGGCAGUUUCAAGCUAUGUGUGUGA
Messenger RNA from Penicillium brevicompactum, 549 nucleotides. Its product is annotated as hirsutellin A toxin. Lineage: Eukaryota; Fungi; Ascomycota; Eurotiomycetes; Eurotiales; Aspergillaceae. The record is from RefSeq and is a predicted model, not a curated record. Gene Ontology annotation, molecular function: RNA binding; RNA nuclease activity. Bases 1 to 549 code for a protein of 182 amino acids. The transcript is spliced from 2 exons.